Limanda limanda (common dab) is the source of this 3088-nucleotide messenger RNA. RefSeq names its product zinc finger protein 395-like. Lineage: Eukaryota; Metazoa; Chordata; Actinopteri; Pleuronectiformes; Pleuronectidae. Gene Ontology annotation, molecular function: DNA-binding transcription factor activity; RNA polymerase II cis-regulatory region sequence-specific DNA binding. Gene Ontology annotation, cellular component: nucleus. Bases 105 to 1373 code for a protein of 422 amino acids. The transcript is spliced from 10 exons. Gene Ontology annotation, biological process: regulation of transcription by RNA polymerase II. The record is from RefSeq and is a predicted model, not a curated record.
CAGACCCACACUCAGCUCCCAUUGAAGACCAGUGGACACAUCCUGACCUACUGGAAGUGUUGUUGUUGUAGUGCUGCAGACUGAGACUGUGCAGGCCGACGGACAUGUUAACAAAGACCCGCCUCGGGAAGCGUUCUCCAUUCGGUGAGUGUGUGAGCUCCGCCUGCACGCCGGCUGGGAACCACACUGACCUGCAGACGGGCGAGACUGGCGUCACCAUGGCAACAGCAGCAGGACCACAGGCCGUGAGCCGAGUCCGACGUCAUCCCGGACUGAAGGUCUACUUCCAGUGCGGAGACGCUGAGUCUCCAGCUCGGGUGGAGCAGCUGGACCUGAUGAAGAGUGAAGAUCCUGUGCAGUCUCAUCCCUCCUCCUCCUCCUCCUCAGAGCCUCCGUCCAGCAGCAGAUGUGUCUCCUCCUGCAUCGACGUCCCCAGGAGCCAGCGGAGUCCUCAGGACGUGGACGUGGACGAGCUGAUGGCGGCGCUGGUGCUCAGCAGUUUGUCCUGCAGCCCGUUGCUGCACAGCCCCCCCGGGCCGGAGCCGACGGCCCCCCCGAUGGAGUGCGCUGGCGGCGAGCUCUCUGACAGCAGCAGCGGCUACUGGAGCGUCGGCCACGCCAUCGGAAGCCCCGCCCCCUCUCCACCAAUCACAGAGCGGGACGCCGGCCCGGCCCCGCCCCCGGACGAGGGGCUGGAGAUGGAGCUGGAGCAGGUGCUGUUCGACGAGCCGGCGCCGCGGAAACGCAGGAACUCGGUGAAGGUGGCGUUCAGGUGUCUGUGGCCCGGCUGCGAGAAGGUGCUGACGACCGUGGUGGGAAUCAAACGUCACAUCCGGACGACGCACCUGUGCCGCGGCAGCGAACACGAGCGCUGUUCUCGCAGCGAGGAGGAUUUCUACUACACUGAGGUCGCCCCGCGGCAGACUCCUCCCCAACCUCUCCCCUGUGGCCCCGCCCCCUCCUCACCGACCAUCUCACCUGCCCCCCCCUCCCCACCCCCCAGCACUGCCCCUCCCUCUCCCCCCCUCUUGACCGACGACACUCUGAGUCGCUCCGCCCCUUCCUCCUCCGGCCACAUCUGGCAGGUCCAAUCAGAGCACUCCUACCAGGCUCAUGUGGUUUCAGAGGCAGCUGCAAACGUGACUUCCUGUCGUUGGACGGCUCCGCCCUCAACCUGCCACAGCCGACAGGGUUUGGCGUUUCGGGCGCGUUCGGUCAGCGUAGGAGAGCAGUGGCUGCAGCACCAGAGCGCCCCCUGCAGGAGGAUUCGUGGUGAAGCCAAGAAGUGUCGUAAAGUUUACGGCAUCGAGCACCGAGACCAGUGGUGCACGGCCUGUCGCUGGAAGAAAGCCUGCCAGCGCUUCCUGGACUGAGCCGAGCAGGAGGAGUGGGACUCGUACUUUCUUACAUCUGAAUCCAGAUUCUUUUUAUACUCUUUCUACAUUUGCUAAAGGUGUCUUUUUAUUCUUGAAUGUGUAGUUUGUAGCUGAACCCGUUUCCUGUUUUAAUGAAAAUAUUUGCGGCAGCUAUGAUGUGACCUUUGACCUUCGAGGCAGCUGAGCGUGUUUUUUUGCAUCCGGUCGACUCUGCUCAGGUUUUCUGAAAAAAAAAAAACAGCGUCUGUGUCACGAUCAGAGAAAUGAAUAAUAAUGAUAAUAAAUAUGUAAAUGAAGAUAAAGCCAAAAUAUCCCAGAUUCCAACACUGCCAUCUUGUGGCGAUGACGUUGUUUGAGUCAGAGUCUGUGGUGAUUGGGGGGCGGAGUCCACGGUCAUGAGCUGGUUUCCUCUGAGGUUUUUAAUCCCUCUGCAGUGACCUUUUAUUAAACUUUAGUACAUGUCAGUGUAAACAGCAGAGAACAGAAAGAGGAGUUUUAAAAUCGCUAAAACUGAGAAGUUUAGAAACGUUGUCGGUCUCGUUUCAGUUAGAAAACUCCGGGGCUAAGUUUCAGUCUGGACGAACAGAAGCAGAAAGGUUUGGAAAACGAUGUUGUAGACGCUCACGACCUCUUGCUGAUUGGAUCUUUCCUAUCAUGAUGCAGCCUUUGCUGAUUGGUCGGGCUCCUGUCACAUGACAACCAGCAUCAGCCUCAGCCACCAGAGAAGAACACAACACUAGAAUCAAGUGUUACUGACGCAGCUGCCUGUGCUAACAGCUGCAGGUCAGUUCUGUAUUUUUAUGACACUACUUCCUACAUGUGGAGGAAGCCAGAUGUUAUUUGAACAAAUUGAUCGACAACCAAAUAAUUCCUGUUUUACCGACUCGUGCACAAGUGUACGUGAGUUUUCGGGCGUGUUGGACGGGGAUUAAAAUUGUUGCGGAGCCAAGACACUCGUGUGGAACAGGACUGGUUGAGUCUGAAAAUGUCUUCCUAGGGAUGAAGCCUAACUUGUCCACAUGUCCUGAUUGACCUGGGCCCCAACAGGCCAAAUAUGGUUACUUCUAUUUCUUACUUUUUUAAACCAAGAUGGUGCUUAACAAAAUGCAAAACUAAAGACUUCAAACGGCAGCUCACAAACCAAACGGUGACGUCACAGCAGGACGAAGUUCAACUUCACGUGAGGUUUGACUGGACGUGAGUUGUUGGAUUCGCAAUAAUUCGCUUUCAUUCUGAAGCCGUUAAACAUGUCAUCAUUGUUCUGGUCUCGUUAACGUCCUUGGUGUCUAUACAGUGACUUCGUACACGUCACUGUAAAUAUAAUGGUUUCAUUUCUCUUCAGCUCUUUGUUUGAAGGCAGAAGCCACGUCCACUCCUGCGAUGCAGCCUCACUCAGUAUUGAUCCACAUGUUUCAUAACAAGUAAUAACACAUAUAUAUUCCUACAUAUCUUCUUUAUCCUGGUGUGUAUAUACAGAUAUAUAUAUAUAUACUGGGUCCAUAUAGACAAUAAUGAUUAUUCUUUAAGUCUUCAGAAGGCGUCAUUAAUGCAGAACCAGGCUCAUAUGCAGUAAAUGGAGAAAAGUUGUAUUUAUCUUCUACAUGUUGUUGCUCUAUGUAAAUGUUGAUCAUUGUAAUCGUUUUUUCAGAUGCACUCUUUUAUACAUGUGAACUCCUGAUGUUCUGUUAAUAAACUGAACGUAAUGAAAAACC